UACCGUGUAGAAACUUGUUGUUUUUUUCUGUUUAAUUUUGACCUGCCACAAUUGCAAGACUUGAGAAUUACAAUAUUAGUAUAAUUUAAAACAUCCUAAAAUCGUUUCUGAUCAUCUGACCUAGGCAUUGAUUGAUCAUACUGCAAAUUUUGUUAAGUUCCUGGACUAAGACAUUUACUGCAUUUUGGAUCAGUUUAUUGUCAAUCAAGUUUUUCUGUAAUCUCAGAACGUUGUUGCCUUUUUCCUUAAGAUUUGGGCCGGCCGGGUCAAGGAUUCCCAGGGUAGCGAGACAAAGGGGUUCCCGGAGUCCUUCUUGGGCCCGGCCCAAAGCCGCUGGCUCGCUUGGUCGUAUUUAACGGAAAACACCCGGACGGAGGAGCCUCCUCAGCGCCAAGAAGUGGACGCGGGAAGCCAAGCCCCCGUCCGCUUCUCCACCGCUGGGGUGGAGCGGGGAAAUGUUCCCCCGCCCCGGGGCGCGCUGAGGCGAAGCGGCCAUGGCUUCCCUCCGGUUGGCCCAGCUCGCUGCUUGGUGCAGCUGCUUGGCCCCGCUGCACGCGGGAAGCCGCGCCACGGAAGUCCCCCCGGGGCCCGGGGAGGCCUUCGAGGAGUUGGGAGACGCCGCCGCCGCCGCCCGUUUCUUUCAGCCGGCGCAGCUGCACGCGGGGUUGACGGUGGCUGCCGCGCCAUCCUUCCGCGGGCCCGGGAACCGCGACCAGCGCGCCAACCGGGAGCUGCCCAUCCUGUUGUGGUGGAGCGGCGGCCUCUUUCCGCACUUCCCCGGCGAGACGGCGCGCAUCGACUGCCCGGGGGGCUCCUGCUUGGCUACCAAGGACCGCCGCGUGCGAGCCCACCGGCGGACGCGGUCGCUGCUCUUCUACGGCACGGACUUCCGGGCCUACGAGGCCCCGCUGCCGCGGCUGCCCCACCAGACCUGGGCCCUCUUCCACGAGGAGUCGCCCAUGAACAACUACCUGCUCUCGCACGGCGCCGGCAUCCGCCUCUUCAACCACACCGCCACCUUCCGCCGCGAGUCCGACUUCCCGCUCAGCCUCCAGUGGCUGCCCGACCUGGCCUACCUGCGCCGCCCGCCGCCGCUCAGCCUGCCCGAGAAGGACCGCCUGCGAAGGCAGCAGGGCCUGGCUCCGCUGCUCUACCUGCAGUCGCACUGCGACGUCCCCGCCGACCGCGACCGAUACGUGCGGGAGCUCAUGAAGUACAUCCAGGUAGACUGUUAUGGUAGAUGCCUGAACAACCAAAAACUUCCCAAUAUGAGAUUGAUGGACACUUCUACAGCCACUACAGAGGACUCUGAAUUCAUGAAUUUUAUUUCUAAAUACAAAUUUCAUCUGGCUAUGGAGAAUGCCAUAUGUCCUGAUUAUAUGACAGAGAAACUUUGGAGGCCAAUGCAUGUAGGGGCUAUCCCUGUAUAUCGAGGUUCACCAUCUGUACGAGACUGGAUGCCUGCUGAUCAUUCCAUUAUUCUUAUUGACGACUUUGGAAGCCCUAAAGAACUUGCAGAAUAUAUUGAUUUUUUGGACAGGAACUCAGAUGAAUAUUUGAAAUAUCUGAAGUACAAGAGUCCACAUGGUAUUACAAACCAGUUCUUGCUUGAGAACAUGAGGAAACGUGAAUGGGGGGUAAACGACAUGUCCCUACCUAAUUAUCUAAAUGGAUUUGAGUGCUUCGUCUGUGACCGAGAAAAUGCACGACUUAAUGCAGAGAGAAACCACAAAAAAGCUCAUGGGAAAUCACUACCUCCAGAAGUUCACAUAGCACAGACCACACACAUGGGAUGUCCUUCACCAGCACCUGGUUAUGGCAAUAUUGAAGACAUUCCUGAUGGAGACAGCUGGAAAGAAAUGUGGCUUCAAGAUUACUGGCAGAGUCUUGAUCAAGGGGAAGCUCUCACAGCUAUGAUUCAUCAUAAUGAAACUCAUCAAGGGAAGUUUUGGGAUUAUAUGCACAAAAUCUUCUUGAAAAGAACUCAGCAUAACUAACUAAUUAGGAUUUUUUUCAUGUUAUAUGAACAAUGGAUAGCAUAUGUACUCUUACCAACUUGCCUUACAUGACAACUGAAUGUGUUAAUCAGGUAAAUACUAGACACACCAUUCAGGAGUAAGACAAUAACAUUUUUGCUGAAAUGUUUUCAUUAGAAUUAAAUCAAAUAGAUUGUUUUUAUAAAAUAUUUUUGUUA
Molecule: messenger RNA, 2194 nt
Organism: Notechis scutatus (mainland tiger snake)
Lineage: Eukaryota; Metazoa; Chordata; Lepidosauria; Squamata; Elapidae
Gene: POFUT4
Product: protein O-fucosyltransferase 4
Cellular component (GO): Golgi membrane
Molecular function (GO): alpha-(1->3)-fucosyltransferase activity
Source: RefSeq, a predicted model, not a curated record